ACUCAAAGUGGGUCAGUGAGGUGGAAAGUGGUCUUGCUCGAUCUUCAUGGUAUCUCCAGUUCAUUCAGUGAUAAGUUCUUGAGGUGCGCGAUUCGGUUAUACCGGGUGAUCGAUCUGUCGAGUGGAUAAGUGAAAAUACCCUAACUGAACAUUUUUAUGGGAUACUGAAGACGAAAAGGAUUGGAACUGAUGAUAACUAAUAAGAUGAUAUCAUUCAAGGUGCUGCAAUUGCUGCUCUUCCUUGCUUCGGCUUCUGCUGACGGCAUACAACCAUCCAUAGCCCGAACCGAACUGAAGGUGUCCCGCAGUUUGAACCCUGAGGACACCCAAACUCUCAACGUAAGAACGAGGGAGGGAACCAUAGCUCAACUCAUCGUCAAGAAGAGGGAUGGCAAAACACAGUACGCAAAUUCUCAAAAUCUGCAGAAUAAUCUGGUAUCCGAUGCUGGUCAUUCCUCGGGUUCCGGUAAACCACCGGCAAUUGGAAAACUGCAUCCCGUUUCUGGGACUUACAACAAUUGGAUACCCGUCAGAGAUGUGUAUUUUCAACCGAAGAUAAUCACGUUAGAGACUAUUGCUCUGGUUAGGAAUGCUUCUGAUGGCGACUUUGCUGGGGGAAGAAGAGGAAAUAACAAUUUGGGAAAUGUUAUAGAUAGUGACAGGAUCCCCAACAUCCCUAAACCGGUCACCAUCUUCUCCGAAGACGUCUAUUUCAAGAACCCGAAAAAAAAAUCCCGAUCCGUGAUACACAUCGACAACGAUGGUAUACCGGUCAUCCAUGGUGUUCGCGUUCCGGACGAUGAAUCUGACAAGAAAACCUGGAGAAACGCCCGCGUCAUAAACGGAGAACUGGUUCCUUACGAAGCUGGAUAUAAACCACCAGCAGCCGUACCAAUCGGCGAACUGGUUUACGCCAGCCAGGCCCACAAACCAACCAGGGAAGAGACCAAAAGUUCCGGACCCUACACCAGAGAGGAUAACUUCAAGCCUGUGGAUUACGGGAAAGGCACCCUUGGUCCUUUCACCAUCAAGGACAACCUGGAUUAUUCGAAUACUCGGUACAAAGCUGAACCGUUCCGUUACCAAUCUACCAACAACUUUGGACCCUUCUCCAGACCAGGCAUAAACUCGGAUGACUCGGCCAAACUAUACGAUUUUAUCAAGGAAAUCAACAGGAAUGAAGCGGAGAAAGACUACUCCAACCGAAGAUACAGGUCCUACCAAAACGAGCCCCAGAUCCAACGUAGGAUGUUGCAGUACCCUGGCCACAACUCCUACCCAACCUCCCAGCUGUACACCCCGAGCACCAAACUGAGCCCCGUAACCUUCACCGAAGGGGUCAGAGCUCCUGUCCUCCAGUACGCCCAUCCAGAACUGGGAGUACAACCCGCCAAACCCACAGCGGAGGAAGAGAACACCCUCAAAGAUUCCUACACCAACCAGAACGUGUUCUCAGACAGCGGAAGGCAGCAAUACCACGACAACAGCGUUAACUACUUCAAAAAAGACGUCAUGAACUACCCUUACAACACCUUAUACGUGAAACCCAAACCAGAGCAAUCCCUCUGGAUAAGAAUAGCCGAAACUGUCAAAGAUAACGUCCAAACUGGAUUUGAGAGGGUGCAAAGGUUCACGAAGCCAGUCUUCGAACCUCUGAUGGAAGCCACGCACAAGAUCUCUCACAAUCUGGGUUUGGUGGGACCCCCGCAAGCUCAGCAGAAGGUUGGUUUCGUAGGGCCCGUACAAACUUCCAUCUUUCUCCCUGCUCUUGGACUGGUGGCUGGUGGGGCUGCCUUGGGGUUGGGCGCUGCAGCUAUGGGGCGAUUCCUGAGUCCGGAGCAGAUGAGGGCUCUGAGGGACCAACAGAAUGAGGAGCAGAUUAAGGCUUUCGAUCCGAGUAACGACAUUUUUCUGAUAAUGGAGGAAUCGAUCAGGAACGAUCACCACAGGAGGUACAAACGGAAUCUUCAGGAAGAAGUUUACAUGCAGAAUUUGGUGGGUGUAAAUGAGAAUUCGCAUCUUAUUGGGCUGUCGGAUCCUCAGUAUUGGUCUGAUACCCCGUGCGCUAAAAAAUUGUUUUGUGAAGUGAUGUUGUUGCAGAGUGAAGACGAUGUUGUGCUUAUGGAGAAGAAGAUGGAUAUGCUGAUGUUGAGGGUACAUCCAGAAAUUCAAGAAAUGGUUUCGGUGCAUUUACAAGAUGUCAUGGAUGCUAUCAAAUCAAAGGAGUGCACCAGAUUUCAAUGCAGGAGAAGACUGCCUUUACCCAAUCGAUUCAUAUAAUGAUUGUGUGAAUAUUUGUGGCAAACGCUUUAUAAAACACAGAAGGUUUCUUUCCUCAUUAUGAUGUAGGAAAAAUAAAGUGAACCUUUGACUUCUACCAAAAAAAUAUUGAAUGAUGUGGGUGUCUCUGCAUUCGAAGAUUGUAUAUAUGACUUAUAAUUUAUUUACAUAAUUUUGUUGUAUAAGUAUAUAUAUUACCGAAUA
Coccinella septempunctata (seven-spotted ladybird) is the source of this 2484-nucleotide messenger RNA. RefSeq lists its product as uncharacterized. The record is from RefSeq and is a predicted model, not a curated record. Bases 190 to 2280 code for a protein of 696 amino acids. Lineage: Eukaryota; Metazoa; Arthropoda; Insecta; Coleoptera; Coccinellidae. The transcript has 4 exons.